This is a messenger RNA of Pecten maximus, 2045 nucleotides long. RefSeq lists its product as uncharacterized. The record is from RefSeq and is a predicted model, not a curated record. The transcript has 2 exons. Bases 534 to 1661 code for a protein of 375 amino acids. NCBI's taxonomy places the organism in Eukaryota, Metazoa, Mollusca, Bivalvia, Pectinida, Pectinidae.
CAAAAUCGACAUAAUUGCGAAACAAGGGGACACGCCUCCCUGAAAUUAGCUUGCCUGCAGAGAAUGGUACAGCACCAGCUGAUUUCCGGUCAAGAGCGGAGGCUGCCCUACCAGGUUUUUGUUGCAUGUUGUUCGGACUGAAGGUUCUUAUUUCCAUAGGCCUAGUUUGGAAAUGUAAGGCAGUUGUUAAAGACACCACUAGCAAUAUUACCAGGGAUAAUUGGCAUUCUUCAGUUGAACAUAAUCUGUGUCAGCCUGACCUGAUAUGCUCACCAACAUCCGAAAUAGAUCUCUAGGUCAGAUCAACAGGGAAUCAUCUAACUAAAAAUCUAAUUAUACCAGCGAUGACUGCAUUUUCAAGAACUCCCUCUGAACAGAUUAGAAACAUGCAUUUGCAAACCAUGUCCAGAUAACACCAAUUGAGUCUCAAAAUACUUAAAUGUCAAAAUAAAUAGCUCGCUUGUUUAAGGUAGAUGGAGAGGCUGUAAAGUUCUCUUUUUUUCUGAUUAAAAAGAAAAACCUUUACUUUUAAUAUGGAUUUGGAAUUAAGUUCAGUGGGGUCUGGGGAGCAGAUGGUAGCAGACAUUGAAGACGUAGCCCUCGAAGACGAGUUGGAAUAUAGCCGUGCUAUCUACCUGGAGGAGACGGUUGAACCUAUCGAGUACAGCCGCCAUGUAAAUGAAGUUGAAGAAAUUACACCAUUUGACUACGAUACAAUGGGUGUUGUUGAAGAGAUAGAAAUUCCCACGCAUGAGUACAGUAAGGCUAUCUAUGAGGAGUCACAAACGGAACCAUGGCCAUUUACUGGAGCAAUGGAAGAGGUCUCUGUUCAUGAACCUUACGAAUAUGAGCGAGCUAUCAUGGAUAAGAUAAAGACCGUCAAUUUUGAUUACACAAAACCAAUGUAUCAUGAAACGCAGUCAAACGUGACUGAACACAGUCGUGGUAUGAAUAUAGUGACCGACGUCCAGCCAUUUGAAUACAACAAUGAACUGUACCAUGAUACAGAGGUUGAGAAUUUUGAGUACAGUGAAACUAUGUAUAAAGAGACGGAUGGCAAGACAAUCGAGUACGAAAAUGGGAUGCACGAAGUGAGUACCACUGAGAAGAGAGAUUAUAGUAAGAGUAUGGACGACCGAGGCACCAGUGAGGUGAGCGAGUACCAAGGAGGAUUUCGCGAUCUCAAACAGACAACUGUGUCCGAGUACUCGGGAGGAAUGUAUGACGAGGGAGAAAGUGAUGUACAUGAAUAUAUAUCGGGCAUACGCAUUGUGUCCAAGGAAGAGCCAAAGGAAUACAGCAAAGGCAUGAAAGAGGUCAUGACCUCUGAAAUCAGAGAAUACAGUAAAGGAAUGGAUGAAGAAGUGGACAUUCCCUUACAUGAGCAUACGCGAGGGGUCAAGGUCGUUACCACUGGCGACUCUAUUCUGCAUACUCGUUCCGUAUAUGAGAAGACUGAUGGUCAGGCCUUUAAACACAGCUUCACUGUAUUUGAAAAAUCUAAGGGUGAACGAAUGAGGCACAGUCUGGGUAUCAAGAUCAAAACAGAUGAGCCGGCCUUCGAAUAUUCAAGGGCGGUUUGGGAGAUAUUGGAAACCGAGCCUCUCUCCCAUGAUAUCCCGCUAAGUAACAUUGCUGGGUAUGAGGAGAGUGACGAGUAAAGUUGUAGCUGUCCUGUAUUUAUGAUAUAAAUCAUAAUAGACUUGUAUGAAUGAGGUUAUAAGUCAGGGUAAAUGACUAAUUGUACAAGUGUAGAUAAAUCAUAUAUAUACUAUACCUAUAUGGUGCGCCUUACAGUUGUAUACCUAAAUUUAUAGGUAAUAUUUAAUAUUGUACACAUUUUCACCUGUGGUUUUUUACCGAAAUAGGAAUUUUAAUUAUUGUGACUUAACAAAGUGAUGCAUUUAUUAUGUGUACAUUUUAAUUUUUUUUUUAUUUUGUGUGUACUUUUUUAUACUAGAACGUUGUUUUAACAUUACAAUAUGUUAAACAUUCAAGCUUUUCGUUAUCACACUAACUGUAUAUUAUACAGGGCUCAAAGUAGA